UUAUUUACAACUAUGUCCCUACAUUCUCUCUCUUUCUCUCUCUAAAGUGUUGCAAAGUCAGAGUGCCUACAAGUGCUUGUAUAUAUACUACUGCAUGUGAUAUUAGCUUCUUUGUCCAUUUUGUCCAGUUCUUAGAGAAAAGUAGUAACUGCCAAGCCAAACUCCGUUUCUACUCUUAAGUCUUAAGCAAUGAAGCAAAAGAUUGUCAUAAGAGUGCAGCAUAAGUGCAAGAAAUGUCAAUCAAAAUCCUUGAUGAUUGCUGCUAUGUCAACUGGAGUCAACUCAGUGUCAUUAGAAGGGGAGAAGAAAGAUAAAGUGGUGAUAAUUGGAGAAUCAGUAGAUGCAACAGGCAUUACCAGCUUAUUGAGGAAGAAGGUCGGACACGCCAGCCUGGAGCUUGUUGAUGAAAUCAAGUGAAGAAGUCACAGAACUGAGCUGCAUUCAAAAUAGUUGUAACGAUGGAAUGUAUUUAAAGCAUAUAUUUGUAAUGUAAAAGAAACAA
Messenger RNA from Lycium barbarum (goji berry), 502 nucleotides. Its product is annotated as disease resistance protein Pik-1. The record is from RefSeq and is a predicted model, not a curated record. The transcript has 3 exons. Lineage: Eukaryota; Viridiplantae; Streptophyta; Magnoliopsida; Solanales; Solanaceae. Bases 190 to 417 code for a protein of 75 amino acids.